GAAUCCGUGACUGGUAAUUAUAACACAUAGUAAAAUAUUAAAGUGUUUGAAACUUCUGGUUUCUGGAUCACAACUAAGAUAGAAGAUAAAUAAAUAGAAGUGGAAACAAAGACAAAGAUGCGAAAAGGCAUUUUUCUCGUCGGCUUGGUGUUCACUUCACUGCUAAUGGUUUUAAUCGUCGAUGCCUAUAAACUCAAACACCCGCUAAAAACAAAAGAAAUGCGCGAACACAAACAGAAAAAGGACGGGACUUAUUUUCCGAACGUACUGGAAACUCCUUUACGUUGCUACCAUUGCCAUAACGCAAAGACUCACGAAGAAUGCAACGAGCAAGGACUCAUAGAAUGCGCUUACUCACAAGAUUCAUGUCAAACAGAAGUCAGAAUGAUGCAUGUUGGACGAGGAUUGGUGCCAAGAAUUACAAAGGGCUGCAAGCAGACUACAGCAUGUAAUAAUAACUACAUGCAAAACGACAGACCGGGAUGGCCUUCAACUCAGUGCAACCAGGCGGAGUAUUUUCCUCUAUACGUUUGCAGAUAUUGCUGUGGAGAAGCUGGCUGCAACUCUAACACUGACGAGCCACAUUGCCGGAAAUUGGAAGCGCCAACUAACGGAUGGAUGAAUUGUAUGCCGGUCCCAGGCGUGACGUCAUCGGCCUGUGAGUUUGGAUGUGACAAAUGCUUCAAAUUAGAAGGCUCAAAAUCAAGAACUUGCAAGUCUAACAAAUACUGGUCAGGAGAUGAUGCCAAGUGUGUUUUUGAUCCCGAUUGCAAACUCGAUCACUGCAGUACAGAGAUGACCACACCUAUGGAACACGGAGAAGUCGUUUGCUCAAUGGGACGGAGUGCUGGUUCCAUUUGUGAGUUCAGCUGUGAGGAAGGAUAUCACGUUCUGGGUAGAAAAUCGGUACAAUGCGUGGAAGAGACUUUGGAAUGGGAUGCGGUAAAACCUGCAUGCAAAGAAGGUGACACAAAAACAAAUCCAUGUAACGAGUUUGCAACUUUUGAAUACGAUCGGAAUGGAACCCUCAUAUGCAAAUGCAGGCCUGGAUUUGAAGGGGAUGGUCUGACAUCAUGUGUGGACAUUGACGAAUGUGCUUCCCCGGAUCUCAACAAAUGCCACGAGCUGGCUACCUGCACAAACACGAUCGGCUCCUACUUGUGCAACUGUGAGGCAGGAUUUUCCGGAGAUGGAUUCGAGUGUUAUGACAUAAAUGAAUGCAUGACAGGGCAACACGAUUGCGAUGCAAAUGGUAUAUGCAAGAACAAUGUUGGAUCGUACACUUGCAUGUGUGCACCGGAAUAUAUUGGCGAUGGAAUAAAUUGUGAAAAAAACGAUGUUGACUGCCCACACGAACAACUCAUGGACGGCCUGUACUGCAUCAGAAAAAAUAUAACACAAAAACCAAAGCCGACCGAAGUCAUUCAAAUUGCUACAACUGGGAAUAGUAUCGAAAUUAUAGGCGGUGUCACACGAGCAAUUGAUGCCACGGCACCUACUCCAACAGAUGCCUCAGGAAAGUCAGGAAAAUCAAUAGAUGCCACAACUAUAUCUGAUGCCACAAAUGCACUUAAUGAUGCCACGACCAAGUCAGUCACAGAUACAAACAGUAAUUUAGAAACUGCUGAAAAUGGAAACGCAUCUGGUGCCACGCCAACUGUUCCCAAUACUAUAACAGAUGUCGUCCCCAGUGACAUUAACUCAAACAACAAUGACACAUCGUCUGUGGCUCCUAAUAUCCCCGGAGAAGGCUCAGAAGUUACGCCAUCUACUACAUCUGACGCCACAGUUGAUGCUACUACAACUGCCACGCCACCAGAACCACAGAUUGACUGGUGUGUCAGUUUUGAGCAAGGAGUUCCACCAGUAAUGAAAGAUGAAAGGGUGUACAAGGAAAUCAAUGAUCUUCUGCUGUCUAGAGUUGUUCCAGCAGGCGACGAGACAUCCGUUAUUUUAGGAGCUUGGAUUGGUCUGGACGAUCGAUUUGAUGGAAAUGAGUUGAGAUGGAGAGAUGGAUGCGAAUUAAAAGAAGGUCAAUUCACUAAAUGGGCUCCUGGCGAACCUCGGCUGAGGAAAGAAGAAGAUUUCCAGAACUGUGUCCACCUUAUAUCGGAUCCCGUUUCAUAUGGAACUCGUGAUUUCUUGUGGAAAGUCGUCAAUUGCAGCGACAGUCUCCGUUAUUCGUGCGACACAGAGAGGGCAAAACACUCCGGAAACGACUUAGAAAUCUGCAAGCCUCGUAUCGGAGACAUCGCUAAUGGUGCCGUCACGUGCACCGAUGGUUGGAACGUGAACUCUGUAUGCUCAUUUGAGUGUGACCCAGGUUUCGUGCUUCAAGAAUCGUACAGUCAAACAAUGUGCCUAGGAACGACACUGACAUGGAGCCGGACUCCUCCUACUUGUGUCCGUGCUGUAUGUAGUCCGCCAUUGUUUCCACCAAACGAAGGUAACAUGACUUGCUCCGAUGACAACAACAUUGGAUCAGUUUGUGAAUUCGGCUGCAACAGAGGCUACCGUAUCCAAGGCAACGCCGAGGUCACCUGUCUAGAAAAUCAGGAAUGGAGCUCUUCAAGACCGUGCUGUAGAGAUGACUGUGCUCCGUACGCAAGAAUGAAUCUGAUUUUUGUUUUGGAUAGUUCAAGCAGCGUCGGUCUCGAAAACUUCUAUGAUAUAAAGCAAUUUGUGAAAGAUCUCCAGAAACGAUUUGUAUUAUCUGUGGACUUUACUCAAGUUACCGCCAUUGUUUAUCACUCAAAGAUUGUCCCUCUCAAUAACAACAAGAUUUUUGAUUCGAACGUCGAAUUUGAAGAAGCGAUCGGAAAGCUCACUUACUCUGGAUUAGGAACUUAUACUGGAAAAGCAAUUGAGUACGUCAUCGAAAACUUCAUCGGCCGAAGAGACGGAGCGAAAGAUGUCGUUGUCUUGCUGACUGAUGGGAAAUCUCUGGAUGACGUCACUGAGCCAGCUAAAAAGUUAAGGCAAUUGAACGUCCAUGUCGUUGCUGUCGGUGUGAAGGAAGCAAGAUGGUCAGAAUUAGAAGCAAUCGCGUCGAAACCAAUCUCGGAAAAUAUUGUAACAGUCGAUAAAUUUGUUGACUUGGAAAAAACUGUUCAAAAUAUCGAAAAGAAGGUUUGCAGCUCGCAAUGUUAAGGAGAGUAAAGUUUAUGCAGGGUCGGUCUAUUAGACAAGGGCAAUUUUUGUGCUCGCGACCCCUUUCAAUAUAUUAAAAUUUUAAGCGAUCACUGUUAAGCCGGCGUUGUUGAACAAGCGCGCUGUUUCUCUGAUACUAUGUUUUCUUUCGAAAUCGUGAGAUUUACGUUUUGCACUAGUUUUGCAGUCGAAAGUCUGAAAUUUAGAAUAGAUAUGGUGCUUCUUGUGAAAUUGGUGUACCCUUUUCGCCCCCCAAAUUUCGCUGCGCGCACCCCUGAGGGUCGCGACCCCCAGUUUGUGAAUCCCUGUAUUCUACCGCAGUGGGCCCCAAACUUUCUUAGGCACCGUGUUUAUUCAAGGUGUAUAUUAUUAAAUUUAACCAAUAUAAAUUAUAUUUAUACAGAUCCACUAUAUAUAUGUAUAAUAUAUUCAUUCCCAUUGAAUUUCGAGAGCUGAAACAAUUUUUUUAUUCCAUGUACAUGUGUUUUCUACGUUGUUAUCUAUUUAUUUGUCAUUGAAUACAGAGGUAUUUAAUGUUGAUUGUAUAUUUUUUUGAUUUUUCAAUGUAGCUAUAUUUAUUUAUACCCAUAUAUUGUUUAUCUAUUGAAUUUUUUCGUACUUUAUAUAUUUAGUUAAACUGAUUUAUAGUAAAAUACAUACAGCAUUAUAUACAAAUAUUUAUAUUUAAUAGCGAAAAAAUUUGAUUUUGUUUACAAUGUACAUUACAGUAAUUUAUUUAGUUAUAAUACAGUUUAUAAUUAAGAUGUAAUAUUUUUAUAUACUAUAAUGUACCCUCCAUGUAUCUGUUUAUUAAUAAAUGUUGAUGAAAAUAUA
Molecule: messenger RNA, 3984 nt
Organism: Styela clava
Lineage: Eukaryota; Metazoa; Chordata; Ascidiacea; Stolidobranchia; Styelidae
Source: RefSeq, a predicted model, not a curated record